AUUUAAACCCCUCUUUCGUAUUUCUUUAUGUUUUUUCAGUUUCUAGGGUUUUAUCCUUAAUCUCGCAUUUGAUUUUUUUUUUUUUCAAGUUUCUAUUUCUGUGUCGAAGCUUCCUUUUUCUCAAUUAGAUUCAAAACCUUUUUGCUCUAUCUCUCUAGAAGCUUCUGUAGUUUUUUCUAUUUUUGAUUUUGAAGUAGAGAAUUUCGGUAAUGGAGUUUGGAGGCGCGAAGAAAAGAGGAGUACCAGAGGGCGGCUUCAACGGCAAUGGCGGAUUCAAGAAAUCCAAGCAAGAAAUGGAGUCCUUUACAACUGGUAUAGGAAGCAAAUUGAAGCCAUGCACAAAGUUUUUCAGUACAUCCGGGUGUCCAUUUGGAGAGGGGUGCCACUUCUUGCACUAUGUACCUGGCGGCAUAAAGGCGGUCACCCAGAUUCUCGGCAACAACCCAGCCCUGCCAGCCGCCAACAGAAAUCCAGUAGCCCCACCACCUCAACACCCCCCAUCUUUCCAAGAAAACCGCCCGCUAGCUGUCAAAACCCGACUGUGCAACAAAUUCAAAACAGCCGAAGGCUGCAAAUACGGCGACACAUGUAAUUUCGCCCACGGCGAAUGGGAGCUCGGGAAGCAAACACUUCCACCGCAUGAUGACCCUCGCUCUAAUACGGGACAGAUGCCCGGAAGAUACGGCGGUGGGGGCGGCGAUUAUAUGGAGGCAGCCCCACCGAACCACGGUAUGGCGGCGGCUAGCUUUGGAGCCUCUGCCACUGCUAAGAUCAGCAUCGAUGCUUCGGUUGCAGGAGCUGUUAUUGGCAAAGGUGGGGUCAACUCGAAGCAGAUAUGCAGAAUGACUGGAGCCAAGCUUUCGGUGAGAGAUCAUGAAUCGGAUGCUAACUUGAGGAACGUUGAACUGGAGGGGUCGUUUGACCAGAUCAAGCAGGCUAGUCAAAUGGUUCGAGAACUCAUAGUGAAUAUCAGGGCUGGGUCGGGCCCACCUUCGAGGAGUCAUCAUGGUAUGUCGGGACAUAAUUCUGCUCCUUCGAGCAACAACUUCAAAACUAAACUGUGCGAGAAGUUUACGAGAGGAUCGUGCACUUUUGGAGACAGGUGCCACUUCGCUCAUGGAGAGGAAGAGUUGCGCAAAUCCGGGGUUUGAUUUUUUUUUUUUUUUUUUUUUUUUUUUUGUUUCUUUGCUACUUCGUUAUUGUUAUGAACUUUGUUCGUAUCGUGAGGUUGUUGUGGCUUCUUUUGUAGUUGUUUUUCGGCUUUUCUACUCUUAUGUGGAAACAGAUAGAUGACAUUUUUUUUUAUGUUCCGAGUUAUUUAGUGAUUUGUUCGAUCAAUUGCAGUUUAUUUAAUUUU
Molecule: messenger RNA, 1357 nt
Organism: Erythranthe guttata (spotted monkey flower)
Lineage: Eukaryota; Viridiplantae; Streptophyta; Magnoliopsida; Lamiales; Phrymaceae
Product: zinc finger CCCH domain-containing protein 14
Molecular function (GO): metal ion binding; mRNA binding
Source: RefSeq, a predicted model, not a curated record